Molecule: messenger RNA, 2056 nt
Organism: Brachypodium distachyon (stiff brome)
Lineage: Eukaryota; Viridiplantae; Streptophyta; Magnoliopsida; Poales; Poaceae
Exons: 11
Coding region: 926-1846 (306 amino acids)
Source: RefSeq, a predicted model, not a curated record
CUCCCGCCGUUGCCGACGUCCCAUCCCCGGGACAUGCACCACGCCGUCAUCGCAUGCCGGCCGCGGCCGUGCCCUUGUGUCUGGGAGCCGCCGCAGAACCACCUCACCGCCGCUCAUCACGCUGACGCCGCCUUCGAGCCCAUAUUGCUUUUGCACGGCGCUGCAUGAGCCUCUCCACCGUCGGACAUGAAGACUGGAAUUACUGCAGCGGUGUGAAAGAGGAUUGAUGAUGUAAUUUUCAGCAACAGAGAUAUACAAUGAAGCUGUGAGGGACCUUCUGUUCUGAGGCAUGAUGCGACACCUCUUUGACUUCUUGAUAAUCCAGAGGGGAAUACUGUAGAAAAAACUCACCGAGGAAACAUUGAAGGACAAGGUCUAUCACAUGCAUCUUCUUGCAAUGUGUGAAGGCCUGCAGCUCAAAAGGGGAUAGGCGAAAGGGAGUUCGAGGUACCAUCAAAUACUCAGGCAAUUAGAAGUUCUGUUAGACAGUAUCUAGCAAGAGGGAAUCGCGCACCCUUUUGGCAUGUGUGGUAUGUUGCGUCUGUGGUCGGUAGGUCGUCCGUGCCAGUCCACGCCACGCGCAAAAAACCGUAGUAGAGAAAACCGAUUUCCGACUCCAUGCACGCCCACAAUCCCGUGAUUACCUCCAACAACAGGACGGUUCAAAUCAGCUUCCAUCGUUGGCUUCUCCUGAAAGAUUACGCCCACAAUCUUGUGAAGACCUUGGGUAGCAAUAUUCAAAAGUACGAAGGCCAAGCUUUGGGUACAUGUUGGGUAUCUGACCAGAUCACCAGACCAACAGUCAGACAGUGGACUGCAGUUAUUUAAAGAGCCGACCACCCCAGGUCCCCAAGGCAAGGCAGCAGAGUCAGAGCAGAGAGCACCACCUCCAAUUCAAAACUUGAAACCUGCGAGAGGGAGAGAAAUGGACAGGGCGGUGCCGGUAAGGAAGCCGCACGCCUCGACCGCUGGCCUGCUCUCCUGGUCGGAGAACGGCCCGGAGACCGCCGCCGCGGCCACCCCGCCACCCUCCUCGCGCCCCAGCCUCAAGCCCGCUGGUGGGAUCACGCCCGCAAUGUUCGGCGCGCCGGUGACCGAGCAGGAGGCCGAGGAUCUGAGCAAGAGGAAAAUGUGCUCAGGCUCAAAGAUGAAGGAAAUAACUGGGAGCGGAAUAUUUGCUGCACACAGUGAAAAUGGUGAUUCUGAAACCGGUCCUGGUGCAUCAAAUCCUCCUAACAAAACUUCUGUAAGGAUGUAUCAGCAAACUUUAACUGGCAUUAGUCAGAUAUCAUUUAGUGCUGAGGGAGCUGUGUCCCCCAAGAAGCCAUCCUCGUUGCCUGAGGUUGCCAAGCAACGAGAGCUGAGUGGUACCCUGGAGAGCGAAGCUGAUGCCAAAAUAAAGAAGCUGAACUCAGAGGCAAAGAGCAAGGAGCUAAGUGGGAGUGAUAUAUUUGGCCCACCUCCUGAGAUUCCUGCUAGACCGUUAGCUGCUCGUAAUCUUGAACUAAAGGGAAAUUUGGAUUUCGCACUACCACCGCCAAGAAGCAUUCAUACAUCAGUUAAAGUUUCCAAUCCUGCCGGAGGUCCCAGCAACAUCAUGUUUGGCGAGGAGACAGAGGUCAAGUCUACAAAGAAAAUUCACAACCAGAAGUUUCAGGAGUUGACAGGCAACAACAUAUUCAAAGAAGAUGCUCCCCCUGGUUCGGCUGAGAAGUCCCUGAGCAAUGCUAAGUUGAAGGAAAUGAGUGGCAGUAACAUCUUUGCCGAUGGAAAGGCGACUUCUAGGGACUACUUUGGUGGUGUCCGAAAGCCCCCGGGUGGCGGGAGCAGCAUCGCGCUGGUCUAAACAUUUAUAGAGUUCUGUAACAUGGACUGCUGGUGUUCUCCAUCAUUCAACAGGCAUGUGAUGAUAACUUGGCUCUAGUUUGCUGUAGUUUGUAAGGGUCAGUGGAAUCUGACUUGGAAGCGUGAUGGAUUUUCUGGAGAAUUAUAUCUUUUGUUAUGCUAUUGAUGUGUUCCAUUUUACCUCUCUUGUGCUAUUACUGUUAGUGAGGGC